AUGAAAUAUUGGAAGAUGGCUUAUAUUACCAGAACAUUCAAGAGAGCUCUGGAAAAUGAAAACGUGUCUGUGGAGCUGCUGAGCAACAGACUGGGAAAGAUUGAGAGAAAAAUAAGAAACAGAAUAGAUGUAGUGCUAAGACAGCUGAGCAUGCUGCAGAGAGAGCAGGUGGAGCUAGAGAGCAUGCAUUCUCAGAAAUAA
This is a messenger RNA of Nematocida minor, 201 nucleotides long. RefSeq lists its product as uncharacterized. The transcript has a single exon. Bases 1 to 201 code for a protein of 66 amino acids. The record is from RefSeq and is a predicted model, not a curated record. Lineage: Eukaryota; Fungi; Microsporidia.